Molecule: messenger RNA, 1122 nt
Organism: Orycteropus afer afer
Lineage: Eukaryota; Metazoa; Chordata; Mammalia; Tubulidentata; Orycteropodidae
Gene: AIFM2
Product: apoptosis inducing factor mitochondria associated 2
Exons: 8
Coding region: 1-1122 (373 amino acids)
Biological process (GO): positive regulation of apoptotic process; apoptotic mitochondrial changes
Cellular component (GO): mitochondrion; cytoplasm
Molecular function (GO): flavin adenine dinucleotide binding; electron-transferring-flavoprotein dehydrogenase activity
Source: RefSeq, a predicted model, not a curated record
AUGGGGUCCCAGGUCUCAAUGGACGUGGGAUCUGUGCACGUGGUGAUCGUGGGCGGGGGCUUCGGAGGGAUGGCAGCUGCCAGUCAACUCCAAGCGCUUAAUGUCCCCUUCACGCUGGUGGACAUGAAGGACUCCUUCCACCACAAUGUGGCAGCCCUCCGGGCCUCUGUGGAGAGUGGGUUUGCGAAAAAGACAUUCAUUUCCUACUCAGUGACCUUUAAGGACAACUUCCAGCAGGGCAUGGUGGUCGGGAUAGACCUGAAGAAUCAGACGGUGCAGCUGCAGGGCGGUGAGGCUCUGCCCUUCUCACAUCUUGUCCUGGCCACAGGCAGCUCUGGGCCCUUCCCUGGCAAGUUUAACCAGGUUUCCAGCCAGCAGGCUGCCAUCCAGGCCUACGAGGACAUGGUGAGGCAGGUCCAGAGCUCACAGUUCAUCGUGGUGGUGGGAGGAGGCUCUGCAGGAGUGGAGAUGGCAGCAGAGAUUAAAACUGAGUAUCCUGAGAAGGAGGUCACUCUCAUUCACUCCCAAGUACCCCUUGCUGACAAAGAGCUCCUGCCUUGUGUCCGGCAGGAAGUGAAGGAGAUCCUUCUCCGGAAAGGCGUGCAACUGCUGUUGGGUGAGCGGGUGAGCAACCUGGAGGAACUGCCUCUCAAUGAGUACCGAGAGUACAUCAAAGUGGUGACAGACAAAGGCACGGAGGUGGCUACCAACCUGGUGAUCCUCUGCAAUGGCAUCAAGAUCAACAGCUCUGCUUACCGCAGUGCAUUUGAGAGUAGAAUGGCUGACAAUGGUGCCCUUCGAGUUAACGAGUACCUCCAGGUGGAGGGCUACAGUAACAUCUACGCCAUUGGUGACUGUGCUGACGUGAAGGAGCCCAAGAUGGCCUAUCAUGCCAGCCUGCAUGCCAACAUCGUUGUGACCAACAUCGUCAACUCCAUGAAACAGAGGCCCCUCAAGGCCUACAAACCUGGUGCACUGACAUUCCUCCUGGCCAUGGGAAGAAAUGAUGGCGUGGGUCAGAUCAGUGGCUUUUAUGUGGGUCGGCUCAUGGUUCGGUUGGCCAAGAGCCGGGACCUGUUUGUCUCCACGAGCUGGAAAACCAUGAGGCAGUCUCCACCCUGA